AAAGUUGCCAAUAAAAUGCAAUGAAAGAGUAUUCCAAAAAUUGAGUAAGAUAAGUCAGUUUCAUAGUUUCAUAUAUAUAUAUAUAUGUAUAUAUAUGUAUAGAUCUUGCGUUUUCGGACGUUAUCCACGUGCAUUGGUAUUACAAAGAGAAAUUUGUAAAAAAAAAUGGAAUGUGAAUCAAUGCAAGAGAUUGAUGAGAAUAUGGAAGAAAAUAGCAAUGAUAGUGACAAAGAAGAUUCUACAGAAAAUGAUGAAGUACAAGAAAAAAAAAUAUAUCUUCCUGGAAAGCCUUUGAGAAAAGAAGAAGAACUUGUGGUGGAUAAAACAGCAUAUCGAAUGUUACAUCAUGCACAAUCUGGUGCUCCUUGUCUUAGUUUUGAUAUAAUUUUAGAUAAUUUAGGUAAUAACAGAGAAGAUUAUCCAUUAAGUAUGUAUCUUGUGGCUGGAACUCAAGCUGCUAAAACACAUAUUAAUAAUCUUCUUGUCAUGAAGAUGGAAAAUUUGUAUAAUAUAAAGGACGAUUCUGAUGAUGAAUCAGAUGAUGAAUUAAAUGAUGAAGAUCAAAAUAAACCAAAAAUGUCUAUUGCACCAAUAAAGCAUCAAGGUUGCGUCAAUAGAGUUAGAUAUACAAGAAUUGGAAAAAAAACUUUAGCAGCAAGUUGGAGUGAAUUAGGUCGUGUACAUAUUUGGAAUUUAGAUAAACAAUUAAAUGCACUUGAUAAUGAUGAAUUACUUCGUAUAUAUCGUAAAAAAUAUGAAAAAAAUGAUGAGAAUAUCAAACCAUUAUUUAGUUUUAAAGGACAUCUUUCAGAAGGAUAUGGACUUGAUUGGUGUUCAACAGAAAUAGGCAUGUUAGCUUCUGGUGAUUGUAAGGGUAAUAUUCAUAUAUGGAACAUUAGUGAUAAUGAUAAUUCUCCAACAUGGCAUGUGGAUCAAAGACCUUAUAAUUCACAUGCACCACAUAGUGUUGAAGAUAUUCAAUGGUCACCAAAUGAAAGACAUGUACUUGCUUCAUGCUCUGUUGAUAAAAGUAUUAAAAUUUGGGAUACAAGAGCAAGUCCACAAUCUGCCUGUAUGUUAACAGCAUUUGGUACACAUACUGCUGAUGUUAAUGUUAUUUCAUGGAAUCGUAAAGAAACUCAGUUUCUUGUGUCUGGUGGUGAUGAUGGUUUGAUUUGUGUAUGGGAUUUACGUCAGUUUGGUUCUAAUGGUUCAAGUCCAUUAGCUAUAUUUAAACAACAUAUUGCACCUGUUACAACAGUAGAAUGGCAUCCUCAAGAAGCCACUGUGUUUGCUUCUGGUGGAGCUGAUGAUCAAAUUGCUCAAUGGGAUUUAUCAGUAGAAGCUGAUGAAUUAGAAGAAAUAGAACAUAGUGAAUUAAAGAAAUUGCCACCACAGUUGUUAUUUAUACAUCAAGGUCAAACUGAUAUAAAAGAAUUGCAUUGGCAUCCUCAAUGUUCUGGUACUAUAAUAUCAACAGCUCAUUCAGGAUUUAACAUAUUUCGUACAAUUAGUGUAUAAUAAAUCUAUUUUUUUAAGAAUAUAAUAUUUAUAAAAUAA
This is a messenger RNA of Apis florea (little honeybee), 1560 nucleotides long. Its product is annotated as WD repeat-containing protein 1 l(2)09851. The record is from RefSeq and is a predicted model, not a curated record. NCBI's taxonomy places the organism in Eukaryota, Metazoa, Arthropoda, Insecta, Hymenoptera, Apidae. Gene Ontology annotation, biological process: ribosome biogenesis. Gene Ontology annotation, cellular component: nucleolus. Gene Ontology annotation, molecular function: protein binding.